This is a messenger RNA of Sphenostylis stenocarpa, 2226 nucleotides long. The record is from the annotation of a GenBank genome assembly. Lineage: Eukaryota; Viridiplantae; Streptophyta; Magnoliopsida; Fabales; Fabaceae.
AUGGCUUCAACCAAUCCUUCUCCAAAUGCUUCCCCUGUUGCAGUGCCUCCAGUACUUGGUGAUAUUUUAACACCAUCACCUUCUUCAUCUUCUCCAACCAAUUCUUCCACCCCUCCAUCACCUCCCAAUUCUUCCCAGCCUAAUCAAACACCCAAUUCCCCUGCUCCUUCAUCUCCCUCUGACCCUUCAGCUCCACCUCCCUCUCCUCCUCCGGCAGUGCCUGUAACACCUCCUCCUUCCACAUCACUCUCUCCUCCGCCAUCUUCUCCACCACCACCAGCUCUGCCUCCUCCUUCACCACCAGAUUCUCCACCACCAUUACCACCAGCAUCUCCAACACCACCAGUUGUAACAUCUCCCCCCUCACCACCAGCUACCUCCACUGCCCCUCCUCCAGCUGAGACAACACCUUCCCCUCCAAUUUUGACCCCACCAUCUCCACCAACUGUUUCCCCUCCUCCUCAAUUACCUCCCACAACAAUUCCACCUCCCUCUCAACCGAUUUCAUCAUCUCCUCCUCCUCCAGCCAAUGUUCCAAGGCCACCAUCCACUGGUACUCCUCCACAGAAAGAAAGUCCUCCAAAAACUACUCCUUCGCAUGCGUCCCCUCCAUCAGUUUCUCAAUCUCCUCCUAAGCCUCCUUCCUCUGAUGUUCCUCCUCCAUCCUUAUUGCCAUCGACUCCUCCUUCAGUCCCUUCAGGAUCUCCACCUCCAGCUUCUUUGCCUGACCCCCCAACCAAUGAAACAGCCGCUGGGGGUCCACCGGUACCGCUACCCACUCUUCCAACUGAGAAACCCACUGCUAGACCAACUAAUGAUGCUACUAACAAUAUAUCUACAAUACCUUCACGUUCAGGAGGGUUAAGUAGUGGAGGAUCCGUGGCUAUUGGAAUUGUAGUUGGUUUUAUUGUCCUUAGCCUUCUUGUUAUGGCCGUGUGGUUUGUAAAGAAGAAAAAGAAGAAGGAAAAAGGAUCAGGAGGCGGUUAUGCUGCUCCUUCUCCAUUUACUUCGUCCCACAAUUCAGGUACCUUAUUCUUGAGGCCACAGUCUCCAGCCAACUUUGUAGCAGGUAGUGGCUCUGGGAGUGAUUUUGUGUAUUCUCCAUCAGAGCCAGGCGGAGUAAGUAGUUCAAGAUCAUGGUUCACAUAUGAAGAACUUGUUCAAGCUACAAAUGGAUUUUCGGCACAAAAUUUGUUGGGAGAGGGUGGAUUUGGUUGUGUCUAUAAAGGUUUGCUUGUAGAUGGAAGAGAAGUAGCUGUGAAGCAGCUUAAAGUUGGAGGUGGGCAAGGGGAACGUGAAUUCAGGGCAGAAGUUGAGAUUAUUAGCCGCGUACAUCAUCGACAUCUGGUUUCCUUGGUUGGUUACUGUAUUUCUGAGCAUCAGAGAUUGCUUGUAUAUGACUAUGUUCCCAACAACACUCUUCAUUACCAUCUCCAUGCUGAAAAUAGACCAGUUCUGGAUUGGUCUACCAGAAUCAAGGUUGCUGCUGGUGCAGCUCGUGGAAUAGCUUACCUGCAUGAAGACUGCCAUCCACGCAUUAUUCAUCGAGAUAUAAAGUCAUCAAACAUCCUUCUUGAUCUCAACUACGAAGCUCAAGUUUCGGACUUUGGGCUUGCAAAAUUGGCAUUAGAUUCAAAUACACAUGUGACAACACGUGUAAUGGGAACCUUUGGGUACAUGGCACCAGAAUAUGCAACAAGUGGGAAACUAACGGAAAAGUCUGAUGUAUAUUCCUUCGGCGUUGUGCUUUUGGAGUUAAUUACAGGUCGGAAGCCUGUAGAUGCAUCUCAACCAAUUGGUGAUGAGAGCCUCGUUGAAUGGGCUCGGCCUUUGUUGACUGAAGCCCUUGAUAAGGAGGACUUUGAAAUCUUGGUGGAUCCAAGACUGGGAAAGAACUAUGAUAGAAAUGAAAUGUUCCGGAUGAUCGAGGCCGCUGCAGCCUGUGUACGCCACUCAUCGGUGAAGAGGCCACGCAUGAGUCAGGUGGUGAGAGCUUUAGAUUCCUUAGACGAGAUUACGGAUCUCAAUAAUGGAAUGAAACCUGGGCAGAGUUCGGUGUUUGAUUCUGCACAGCAAUCUGCUCAAAUCAGAAUGUUUAGGAGGAUGGCUUUUGGAAGCCAAGAUAGUUCAAGUUUCUUCAAUGAGUCUCAGAGUAGCUGGAGGAGUAGAGAUCAGGACUCAACAACCAUAUUUUCCCAAAACAAAACUGGGCCUUGGAACGUUUGA